AUGGAGAACCAAGCCAAUCACAUCGACGCUACCACAAUUGCACGACUGUUUCACACGGUUGCAUUCGAUGACAAAUCCAUCAAGAUCUCACACAAGACGCUGCUGCUGGUGUCCGAAUACAUCAAACUGUUCACCUCCGAGGCGAUCGUGAGAUCGAACGUGGAACGUUUAGAAGAGGGAAAGCGCGAUAAAGAGCGCUACAGGGUCGAUGUAGACGAACAUUUGGAUGAGAAACAGCAGGACGCCGUGCUGGACACGCGUCAUUUGGAGGCGGUGGCCGGACUACUCACGUUGGACUUCUAA
Messenger RNA from Ogataea parapolymorpha DL-1, 303 nucleotides. RefSeq lists its product as uncharacterized. Gene Ontology annotation, cellular component: FANCM-MHF complex; Fanconi anaemia nuclear complex. Gene Ontology annotation, molecular function: protein heterodimerization activity. The transcript has a single exon. Gene Ontology annotation, biological process: replication fork processing; kinetochore assembly; resolution of meiotic recombination intermediates. The record is from RefSeq and is a predicted model, not a curated record. Lineage: Eukaryota; Fungi; Ascomycota; Pichiomycetes; Pichiales; Pichiaceae. The coding region runs from base 1 to 303 and encodes 100 amino acids.